Messenger RNA from Cordyceps fumosorosea ARSEF 2679, 948 nucleotides. RefSeq lists its product as hypothetical. The record is from RefSeq and is a predicted model, not a curated record. Lineage: Eukaryota; Fungi; Ascomycota; Sordariomycetes; Hypocreales; Cordycipitaceae. The coding region runs from base 1 to 948 and encodes 315 amino acids. The transcript has 4 exons.
AUGUCAGACGACGAAGCAGACCCCGAGCUCCUCGAGCUCUUGCGCGCCCAUCUGCAGGGUAAACUCCAGCUCGAUGAAGCGCCCGAGACUGGAGUCCUACAAGGGGUCGAAUAUGUCUACGACAAUGGCAUCGAUGUGGCUAUUGACAUGCGAGCGACCAAGAACGCUGCGGAAACAAUCUACCAGCAGAUGCAGGAAAAGCACUUCUCUACGGCGAGCUGGACGGAUAACGAGCUGCACCCCAAGACCAAAGAUGAGGCUACCGUCGCAUUUAUCUUCACCAUGGACCUGCUCAACUUUUCCUUUUGGUCCGAGCUUCCGCAGGACGAGAGAUUCGCUAUAGAGUACAAGGGCAAGCAAUGGACUGGGUACUGGAGUUUGAUUGCCGCCUUGCAGCGGGCCUUGGAUGAGGGUAUACCUAUUGCUGACCCCGAGUACUGGAUUGACCAUGAAAAAUUUACCUUCGAGUCAUUAAAGCAUGUUUUCCGGUCUUGUACAGAAGAAGAAAUGCCAUUACUGCGGGAGCGUUAUGACUGCCUGCGAGAAAGUGGUCAGGUCCUCUUCGACAAAUAUGAUGGUUCCAUAUUACGUCUUCUCGAUGAGGCCGGUGGCUCAGCCGCUACGCUGGUGAACUUGCUUGCGCAAGACUUUGACUGCUUCCGCGACGAGCACCCCUUCGAGGGGAGCCAAAAGCCCAUACGGAUACUCAAGCGAGCGCAGAUUCUGGUUGCCGACCUGUGGGCUUGUUUUCAGGGAGAGUCAUAUGGAAGCUUCCAUGACAUUGAUAAGAUAACCAUGUUUGCCGACUACCGCAUCCCGCAAAUACUGGUGAGCCUGGGCGCCCUGUAUCUGAGCCCCUCGGUCGCCAGCGCGAUCAAAUCGUGUAAAAUCAUAGAGAGCGGCAGUUCCUGGGAAGUUCAGCUGCGAGUAUAUGGUGCGUCGAGUUGA